AGCUCGUGGAGUUAACCUAACAAAGGACAUGACACGACAAACAUUAAGUCCACAAGAGGGCGCUAAAGCAAAUAUUAAUAACUGACAGCUGCCGUAAAACAGCGAAGAAGAAGAAUAUGAUGACGCUGUUAUAGCGCGCCACAGAAGCUAGCACUCCUGCUAGCACUGUUAGCUCAUGUUGUGAAAGGAGAGUAUUGACCACUUCAGUCCUCAUGUCGGCGGGUGUUUUACUUUGUUAGAUGGUCCAGCCACCGUCCCGGUGUCGAGCAGUAGUGAGCUUCAGUGUGACCCGGCAGUCGUCAUGGCGGAGGAGGAGGAUUUAUCAGCGAAGCUUCUGACAGAGGAGAUGAAACACAGCAAUGGCGGCUUCGUACCUCCGGACGGUUUAUGCUGGGUGUCCGUGCUGUCCUGUCUGCUGCUGGCCUGCUCUUACGUCGGCAGUUUGUACGUGUGGAGGAGCGACCUGCCCAGGGAUCAUCCAGCUGUGAUAAAGAGACGCUUUACGAGUGUGCUCAUCGUGUCGGGCCUGUCGCCUCUCUUUGUGUGGGCGUGGAGGGAGUUCACAGGGGUCAGGACUGGCCCAUCGUUACUGGCUCUCAUGGGGAUCCGGUUUGAAGGUCUCAUUCCAGCCGUCAUCCUUCCUCUGAUGCUCACCAUGGUCCUGUUUCUGGGCCCCCUCAUGCAGCUGGCUAUGGACUGUCCCUGGAGCUUCAUGGAUGGGAUGCGGGUGGCUUUGGACCCCUGGUUUUGGACGUUGUGUUUCAGCGACAUGCGCUGGCUGAGGAAUCAGGUGGUGGCUCCCCUCACAGAGGAGCUGGUGUUCAGGGCCUGCAUGUUGCCCAUGCUGGUUCCCUGUGCUGGUCCACUCACUGCCAUCUUCACCUGCCCCCUCUUCUUUGGAGUUGCUCACUUCCACCAUGUGAUCGAGCUGCUGAGGUUCAGACAGGGGACGCUGUUGGGGAUUUUCCUCUCUGCAGUGUUCCAGUUCUCCUACACAGCAGUUUUCGGGGCCUACACUGCCUUCAUCUUCAUCAGAACAGGUCACCUGAUGGGUCCGGUGCUCUGCCACUCCUUCUGUAACUACAUGGGUUUUCCUGCUAUCAGCACAGCGAUGGAGCACCCUCACCGUUUCACCGUCCUCUCCUCCUACCUGAUGGGUGUUCUUCUCUUCCUCCUUUUCCUCUUUCCCUUUACCGAUCCCUCCUUCUAUGGUCUCCCCACACCGGUGUGCACCCUUACUUCCUCCCCCAGCUCCCUUUGCCUCUCUUGAUCCCUUCCUCCCCACUCUUUUCUCUUCUGUUGUCACAUCACCUUCCACUGGUGAAGCAGUCGAGGGUUGUUUUUUUUUUUUUUUUGCCAAGUUACAGUUCAGGUCAGGUCCAGUUUGGACCGACAGCGCUAACAGCCAUGUAGACUUUGUUGCCAUUGAGAGGUGGGAAAUCGGUAGCCAUUUUCUGUGGUGUGUGGACCCUUGAUAUGUCAAUGCAUUCACGUGACAUAUUUCAGCUAAUCAGCAGCAGUUCUUUGCUGACUCAGAUUGGAUAGGUGGGGGUCCAUGUUGCUGGGAAUGAACUAAGAUCGUCCUGUUCGAGGAUGGCAUCUGUUAUCUUUGGCCUUUGCUGCCAAACUGAUCCUGGUUUAUCACUGAAGGACAGUUUCUCCAGAGAUCCUCUCACACUGAUAGACCUCGUCAGUUUAGGAUGAAGCAUCAGAAUGUACCUUUUUGGUGUACUCAUUUUCCUCUCAGCCUGCCUCCUCUUUCCAACGAUAAUUCUGGUUCUUGCAACUUAGGUCUUAUUUUUCGUAAUUUUGGAGGCCAGUAAGAAUACAAGGUUAUUGCACAGAUUUGGGCACAAAUUGACAUCAAAAAGAAGUCCGGAGGAACAGCAAAUUUCAUAAGCCAAUUAUUACCCAAUUGUGACCAUCAACACAAUUCCUGGUUAACUAUAAAUUGCUAUUCUUGUAGUAGUUGUACAUAUUCAUUUGUACUACAGCAGCUACGUGUUUUCAGAACUGAGUCAGUCCUUCCAGGAUUUCACAAUGUUGCAAUCACAACAUUUAAUGCAGAUAUGGCAAAUCCUUAUGAAUUCUGCAUGACCUUGCAAUUUUGUCCAAUCACUGCAAUUUUAACCAUAUAAAACGGGUAAAAACUUAUUUUAACAUAUUUAUUGUUAUCUGAUUUCAUUGUAGAAUUGUGCGCAGCGUGUUGAUUCACUCAUCCCUCCUUUUCUCGCUCUGUUUUUAUCAUGAGACUACAGUUACCUGUGUGACAGAGUCACACACACAAUGACAGGUAUAACUUUUAGCACCACACGGCUAACGUUACCCAACUUAUAUUUAAGGAUUUAAUGAGUCUAGCCCUUUUUGCGUCAGUGGGGUGGGUCUGUUCAACUGCUCUGAGUUGGAUGUUAGCUGCCUUUUCUGUGUUAGCGUUUGGGCGGUAUGUAAUAUUUCAUACCUUCCUGAAAAGAGAAUGUAAUAUUCUCACAGCAAUUUUCCAUGUUAAACAAAGAAAUACAACUGUACGCCUUUUGAAUUCAACGUUCUCUCGGUCACAGAAGACUGAAAAGGCUUAAUUGCCCUGUUAACUCUUAAAAAACAUUUUUAAAAAAAUCAUAAAACACUAUAUUCAAACUGACAGAAACAAAAUAAAACUCACCCAAGCUGUCUCGGUUUAUCUUGCUAGUUAUCUAUUUAAUAAGUCCACUGUUCGAACAACCACCAUCUCCGAUUUGGUCCAAAUUAAUUCUUAAUUUGCCAUGUUUGAUGUUAAAAACAUGCUGUUAUUACCCAAACAGUCUCUUUCUACUGUUGCUGGUUCUCUCACCACCACUAGGUGCCACAGUGUCUUUGAGCUUAGCUGCCUGUUCCACCAGUAGAGACAGACUGAGUUCUGGUGGUGCAUGCUAUGCAAUACAUACAAUGAGUUUAAU
Messenger RNA from Plectropomus leopardus (leopard coralgrouper), 2933 nucleotides. It is a transcript of the gene rce1a, whose product is annotated as Ras converting CAAX endopeptidase 1a. Gene Ontology annotation, biological process: CAAX-box protein processing. Gene Ontology annotation, molecular function: metalloendopeptidase activity. NCBI's taxonomy places the organism in Eukaryota, Metazoa, Chordata, Actinopteri, Perciformes, Serranidae. The record is from RefSeq and is a predicted model, not a curated record. Gene Ontology annotation, cellular component: endoplasmic reticulum membrane.